Molecule: messenger RNA, 1449 nt
Organism: Pedinophyceae sp. YPF-701
Lineage: Eukaryota; Viridiplantae; Chlorophyta; Pedinophyceae
Source: the annotation of a GenBank genome assembly
AUGCGGCCGUUCGUGGCCGGGCAGGCCCCUGCACGGUGCGCGGGCGCUCGGCUGCAGCAGCCAGUCACCAGAACGGUCCUGGCGCGUGCAGGGCCGGACCCGACCGGCGCGCCGGCGCGCAGGAGUACGUCCAUGCCCCCAGAGGCGCGGUUGCGGGAACAGUUCGCCUCACCCGCGUCGACACCAGGAGCCACCGAGCGCCCCGGCAGCGGGCGGGCCACGCGCGCCCGCCGCGCACCGGGCACGUACAACGGCACUCCCCCUCCCCGGACAACAACCACUAGGACCAGGAGCCCUGGACCCGCGCCACGCAACGGCACAACCACCGCGCUCGUGCGCGCUCCAGGCCAGUCGCGGCGCCCCGCGCGGCCGGCCCGCGGCGACACCGCCGUCACCCUCAAGCGCGACGACGUCGCCGGGAAGGAGGUCGUCACGCGCCGCACCGGCCGCAAGCUCGGCACCGUCACGGAACUGCGGAUCGACCCCCGGUCCCUCCGCGUCCGCGCCCUCGGCCUCAAACCCUCCGGCGUCGCCGCCGCACUCGACGUGCGCGCGCCGCCGGCGAGCUGGGUUCCGUGGGACGCGGUGCGCCAGGUCGGCGACGUGGUUCUUGUGGACAGCGAUGACGACGUGCUGCGCGGGUGGGUGCCGCGGCCGGGGCGCGAGGAGGUGCUCGAGGGCCGCGCGGUGAUGACGCGGUCGGCGCUGACGCUCGGGAGGGUCCGGAGCGUCGAGUUCUCGCCGGACGACGGCAUGGUGAGGGGAGUGUUGUUUGACCCCCUCGGGAUCCCCGCGAUCCCGAAGGAGGUGUUCGGGGUGUACCGGCUGCCGGCGACGGACGUCCUGCGCGUCGAGGCGCAGUCGGUGAUCGUCGACGACGACGGCGCGCUUUACCAGGAACAGAUCACGCAAGGCAUCCUCGAGGCCCUCGGGGCGUGGUGGACGGCUUCGGCCGGUGUCGAGGACCCCGCGACCACGGAGUUCGCCGCCGGCCUGACGGGGCGCGCGCCGCGGCAGCUGUCGCCGGAGCAGCAGGCGUGGGUCGCGUCGCUCCUGGACUGGAUGGACGCGUCGGGUUCGGACCUGGAGGCGUAUGAGCGCAUGUACUACGGGCGUCCGCUGCCGCCUGACAUGCGCGCGGCGGUCGAGGCGGCGGUCGCGGCACGGCGCGCGCCGGGGCGGCGUGCGGCCGCGCUGCCGCCGCCGGCGGGCGGAGCUUCGCGGACGCGGUCGGGGGCGGGGCGCGGGCUGCGCCGCAGCGCCGGGAGGCGCCGGCGGCGGCCGCGAGGGAGCGCGUGGGCGGGAGGCGGUUCGACGACUUCCUGGACGCGCAGGAGCCGCGGCGGGAGGUGGUGCUGGACGGGGACGACGGCUGGGGGCCGCCGCGGCGGCGGGAGGCUGGCGGGCGGUGAGGGGUGCGGUGACGCGGGGAGCGGUCGCGGGAUGUGA